Molecule: messenger RNA, 486 nt
Organism: Trachymyrmex cornetzi
Lineage: Eukaryota; Metazoa; Arthropoda; Insecta; Hymenoptera; Formicidae
Exons: 2
Source: RefSeq, a predicted model, not a curated record
AUGGAUAGUGCUGAGUUACGUCGAAAACGUUUAAUUUCUGUAGCUGUAAAUACUAGUGACGAAUUCUUAAAAUCUAAUUUAAAUAUAAUGAAUGAUAGCGAGACAGACGAGGAAAUGGAUAUUAUUUUUCGGGCAAAAUAUCAGCAUAGAUUGCGUGGGGCACGAAAGAAGCUAUUGCGUAUCAUAGAUUACGUAGACAGAACCAUUCCAGGUCUAACAGCAAAGCAAUUUCGUGAACGUUUUCGCAUGAUUCCUGACACGUAUGAGAUUUUAGAAGCAAAAUUAAGUUUGUUACUGAUCAAGGAAAAUUAUUCGGGCAGACCUACCAUUCCUGUUCGCAAACAGUUGCUAUCUACAUUGUGGCUUCUCGCUACUCCUGAUUCUUACAGAUCCGUAAGCGAACGAUUCGAUUUGGGAAAAUCAUCUGCAAGUGAUUCUUUUAUAAGAGUUGUUAAAGCUCUUAAUGACAUUGCUGGAGACGUCAUU